Calliphora vicina (urban bluebottle blowfly) is the source of this 1547-nucleotide messenger RNA. RefSeq names its product vitellogenin-2-like. The record is from RefSeq and is a predicted model, not a curated record. Gene Ontology annotation, biological process: lipid catabolic process. NCBI's taxonomy places the organism in Eukaryota, Metazoa, Arthropoda, Insecta, Diptera, Calliphoridae. Gene Ontology annotation, molecular function: lipase activity. The coding region runs from base 65 to 1369 and encodes 434 amino acids. The transcript is spliced from 2 exons.
UUGAAGCAAUUUAAUUUAGUUUAACUUUCUAAUCCAAGUGUUUGAGGAAGUGAUAGCGAUUACUAUGAAUCCCUUAAGAACUGUUUGCCUUUUCAUGGCCCUAUUUGCUUUGGCCUCUGCUAAUAGAGGGCCAGUGAGCUGGCGUGGCAAUAGAAACUCCAUUAAGAAUAGUUUGAAACCUACGGAUUGGUUAUCAGUGUCGCAAUUGGAAUCAUUGCCAUCGAUGCAGGAGAUCACCCUUAGCAAAUUGGAGGAAAUGUCGGUGCAGGAAGGAGGGGAAUUGAUUAAUAAAAUGUAUCACUUGUCCCAGGCUGGUCGUGCUAUUGAACCCAGCUUUGUGCCUAAGGCUAGUGAAAUUCCUGCCUUCCUUAUCACUCCCGACAACAAGAAAGUUAACUUUAAAUUAAGUGAAUUGCCCAAAAUUGCCAAGGAAGAAAAGAGCUUUGGCGAUGAGGAAGUAACCGUCUAUAUUACCGGUCUGCCACAGAACACCGAAACCGUAAAGAAAGCCACCCGCAAACUGGUGCAAGCCUAUAUGCAGCGCUACAAUGGCCAGGCCCCCGAACGCAACAGUGUACGCUAUGAAGACGAUUCCAGUGAAAAGAGAAAUCCCAGCUCUAGUGAAGAGGAUGAGUGGAAGAGCAACUCCAACAAACCCUCUGGUAAUUUAGUGGUUAUUGAAUUGGGCAAUGUGUUAACAAACAUGAAAAACUACGUUUCCUUGGAUGUGGAAAAGACUGGUAUGGAAAUUGGUGAUAUUUUGGUGCAGUGCACCGAUAAGGCUGAUGUACCCCAGGAAAUCGUGCAUGUUAUUGGCUCCAAUAUUGCUGCUCAUGUGGCUGGUGCUGUUGGUCGUCAGUUUACCCGUGAAACUGGUCAUCAGUUGCGUCGUAUUACCGGUUUGGACCCCUCAAAAAUCUAUGCUCAAACUCAGAAAUCUUUAAGAGGAUUGGCCCGCGGUGAUGCUGAAUUCGUUGAUGUCAUUCAUACUUCCGCCUACGGCUUGGGUACUCCCACCCGUUGCGGUGAUGUAGAUUUCUAUCCGAAUGGUCCCAGUGAGGGUGUUCCUGGUGCUGACAAUGUUGUUGAGGCCUCCAUGCGUGCCAUCCGUUAUUUCGCUGAAUCUGUUGUACCCGGAAAUGAACGCAACUUCCCUGCUGUUGGUGCCACCUCUCUCAAGCAGUACAAGGAACAAAACGGCAAUGGCAAACGUGUUUAUAUGGGUAUCAAUACCGAUUACGAUGUUGAGGGUGAUUUUAUACUCCAGGUUAAUGGCAAGAGUCCUUUCGGUCGCAGCGCUCCUGCUCAAAAGCAACAAAACUAUCAUAAUGUCCAUAAGCCAUGGAAAAUGUCUUCUCGGGAUUUUUAAGUGAACUUUAGCCAGCAGUUGGUAAAAUGAGUAUAUGGCUCAUUUUGCUAAGAUAAUGAAUUACUCUCCGAUUUAGCAUAAACUUGUGAUUAUUAAAUAGUUAAAAGAAAUCAAUUUUUGUAUGUAGUAGACUAAGUAGAAACAUUUUUUUCUGUAAUAAACAGCAAUUGCAUUUUUA